Iphiclides podalirius (scarce swallowtail) is the source of this 438-nucleotide messenger RNA. Lineage: Eukaryota; Metazoa; Arthropoda; Insecta; Lepidoptera; Papilionidae. The record is from the annotation of a GenBank genome assembly.
AUGAGCGUCGUUGUCAGCUUGGUGCUGCUAGCGUCGGCCGACGCAUUCUUCCUGAAAUGGGGUUCAGAUUCCACAGCACAAUCAUCGCAGAAGGCGUGGGUGCAGCCGAUGGCGAACAUGCCGCCCGUCCAGUACCGGUACCAGUACGCGUACCCGUUCGAGUCGCGUAAGGUGUACCAGAUGCAGUCGCAGCAGUACCAGCCCGAGAUACCGCAGCAGAGCAUGGCGCCGAUACCGAUAAGCGUGCCGGCCGGCGCUAGUCUGACGCCGGUGUCGCUGCAACACGUGCAGCUGGUCCCCUGCAUGUGCCCCGUGGCGCCGGAGGAGGCGGAGAAGCUGCAAGAGCAGGUCGGCCCCGGCCCGUACCUAGCACAGAGCUACACCCAGAACUACCCCGCCCAGAUGGCCGCAGGGGACACCAAAACGACGUCCAAACAG